AUGAUCAUGAUCAUGAUGAUGAAAGAGAAUCAAGGGCUAAUAGCUUGGGAGAGAGAAUGGAAAAUGCGAGAGGUGACCAAUGACAGUAUGUCCCCGCCGCGAGCGAUGACCCUGCGCGCUGGCAGGGGCGGAGCAGCAGCCGCGGCGGCGGCCCCACCACCCACGAUGCCAUACUGUAUAGAAAACUCCACGCUUAUUAGGCUAUGUCUACAAUUUCUAUGGGUGAUAUCUCACAUAUAUCAAAACGCCUCCAUACCGCGGGUGCGCGCGAACUUAAAUUUUUUAAAGCGUCCGCUAGUUAAAUUAAAAGCUAACGAAUUUAGCUUUCGAACUAGGACAGUGUUAUGUGAUGUUAAGUCGUUGUUAGUGAAAACUUUAGUGCAAUUAUUCGUUGUUGCCAAGUGGGUUGUGCGGGGGUGGAGCGGGCGGCGGGGGACGGGGCGGGCGCGGGCGCUGCUGCUGCUGUGGCUGGCCGGCUGCGGGUCGUCCAGCGAGGGCCGCCGCGACAACGACCUGCACAUCGGCGGCAUCUUCCCCAUGGAAGGCGAGGGCGGCUGGCAGGGCGGCCAGGCCUGCAAGCCCGCCGCCGAGCUCGCCCUCGCCGACGUCAACGCGAGAUCAGAUUUAUUAUCCGGCUUCAAAUUACUGCUGCACAGCAAUGAUAGCAAGUGCGAGCCGGGCCUGGGGGCGAGCGUUAUGUACAACCUGUUGUACAACCCACCGCAGAAGUUGCUGCUGCUAGCCGGCUGCUCUACCGUCUGUACCACGGUGGCCGAAGCUGCCAAAAUGUGGAAUCUUAUGGUUUUAUGCUACGGGGCUUCGUCACCAGCUCUAUCGGACAGGGCGCGGUUUCCCACGCUGUUCCGAACCCACCCUUCGGCCACGGUCCACAACCCCACGAGGAUCAAACUAAUGCAGAAGUUCGGGUGGUCACGCAUCGCCAUCUUGCAGCAGGCUGAAGAGGUCUUUAUAUCUACCGUCGAAGAUCUAGAAGCGCACUGCAAGAAAGCGAGCAUAGAGAUCGUGACGAGGCAGUCGUUUCUCUCCGACCCGGCUGAUGCUGUGAGGAACCUCAGAAGGCAGGAUGCGAGGGUCAUCGUGGGGCUGUUCUACGUGGUGGCAGCCAGGAGGGUGCUCUGCGAGGUGUACAAGCAUCGCCUGUAUGGGAAAUCUUACGUCUGGUUCUUUAUAGGUUGGUACGAGGACAACUGGUUCGAAACGAACCUCGAGCGAGAGGGGAUUGAGUGCACAGUGGAGCAGAUGCGAGAAGCAGCCGAGGGCCAUUUGACCACCGAAGCUCUCAUGUGGAACCAAAACGCCAAUCAGACCACCAUCUCCGGGAUGACCUCUGAAGAUUUCAGAUCACGACUGAACGAGGCGCUCCGAGAGGCGGGCUACGACAUCGACGGCGAGCGGUACCCCGAGGGCUACCAGGAGGCGCCCCUGGCGUAUGACGCAGUGUGGGCCGUAGCUUUAGCGUUCAACAAGACAAUGGAGAAGCUGGAGAAAAGUGGGUUGAGUUUGAAAAAUUUCACUUACACCAACAAGAAGAUUGCGGACGACAUCUACGAGGCAAUAAAUUCUACAUCAUUCCUCGGUGUAUCGGGUUUAGUAGCGUUCUCGUCGCAAGGCGACCGGAUCGCGCUGACGCAAAUCGAGCAGUUGGCUGACAACCACUAUGUGAAGCUGGGCUACUAUGACACGCAGGCAGAUAACCUCACAUGGCUCGACAGGGAACGAUGGGUUGGUGGGAAAGUACCUCCUGAUCGGACGGUUGUGGUGAAUGAACUGAGGACGGUCUCAUUGCCGUUGUUUGCGUGUAUGACAGCGCUGUGCAUCGCGGGUAUACUCGCCGCCAUUGCACUAAUAGUCUUCAAUAUCUUGCACCGACACAGGAGGGUAAUCCAAUGGUCUCAUCCCGCGUGCAACACGGUGAUGCUAUGCGGGUGCUGCAUUUGUUUGGGUGCAGCAGUGGCCCUAGGCGUCGACGGCCGCUGGGUGCAGCCACAACAUUUUGCGGGGCUCUGUGCGGCUCGGGCUUGGUUGCUGGCCACCGGCUUCUCCAUGGCAUAUGGGGCCAUGUUCACCAAGGUCUGGCGGGUGCACAGACACACUACCAAACCUAAACCGGACACUAAGAAGAAACGUAUGCACGGUUGGAAAUUAUACACAAUGGUGGGAGGUCUACUGGUAGUGGAUGCGGCUUUGUUGACUGCUUGGCAGCUAAGAGACCCUCUGCAGAGGAGGGUUGAGAUAUUCCCUCUUGAAGCCCCAAGGCACCACGAUGAUGAUGUUCACAUAAGGCCGGAGCUGGAACACUGUGAAAGUGAACACAACACUGUAUGGCUUGGGGUGAUGUAUGGGUAUAAGGGGUUGGUGUUGGUGUUUGGGUUGUUUUUGGCGUACGAGACGAGGUCGGUGAAGGUGCGUCAGAUCAACGACUCGCGUUACGUGGGGAUGAGCAUUUACAACGUGGUGGUGCUGUGCUUGAUCACUGCGCCGGUGACGCUGGUGAUCGCGAGCCAGCAAGACGCGGCGUUCGCGUUCGUCUCGCUGGCGAUCGUCUUUUGCUGUUUCUUGAGCAUGGCCUUGAUAUUUAUUCCUAAGGUGAUCGAGGUGAUCCGGCACCCCACGGAGCGCGCCGAGUCCGGCCGCGGCUCGGGCUCGGGCUCCGCCCCAGCCGAUGAAGAACGCUACAGGGAGCUCGUGAAAGAAAACGAAGAGCUGCAGAAACUCAUCGCGCAGAAAGAGGAGCGCAUUCGGGUGCUGAAGCAGAAGCUAGCGGAACGCGAAGCGGCGGCCGCGGACGGCGUCACGCAAGAUGUACAAGACGAACACAUCUGAUCGCCCGCAAGGGAAUCUUCAAUGUUAGCUUGAAUAAGAAUAGUGAUAUUAUUUAUUAUCUAUACAACUCAAACGAACGCUGUAGAAAAUUCCUUUGUAAUUAUAAGAAAAUAAAGUGUUCUUACAUAGUUAGAUGAUAUGACAUUAAGUGAUUAAAAGUGCGAAAAGAUAGAAGCAUUAGUUUCACAAGUUUGUCCAGUAGCCGCCAAGGAGGAAGCUGCGUAACUAGAAGCUGUUUGAAUCAUAAUUUUGAUGGACUUUUACUAAAACAGGAACCCAAGUGAGUGUAAGUCUUUAGAAUUGGUACGUUGAAAUGUUCCGUUGUUACAUUUUAUCAUAGUUUUAUCGUUAUGUUACGAUGAAAUCAAAAUUUUAAUGUUAUUGUAAUAAUAAUAGGUGUAUAAAAUAUGAAACACUUGAAAGACUAUGUAUUACUUUAAUGUAGAUAUUUA
Molecule: messenger RNA, 3296 nt
Organism: Ostrinia nubilalis (European corn borer)
Lineage: Eukaryota; Metazoa; Arthropoda; Insecta; Lepidoptera; Crambidae
Gene: GABA-B-R1
Product: gamma-aminobutyric acid type B receptor subunit 1
Exons: 17
Coding region: 1-2844 (947 amino acids)
Biological process (GO): G protein-coupled receptor signaling pathway; gamma-aminobutyric acid signaling pathway
Cellular component (GO): membrane; G protein-coupled receptor heterodimeric complex
Molecular function (GO): G protein-coupled GABA receptor activity
Source: RefSeq, a predicted model, not a curated record